CGGGAACGUAUGAAAGCAGCACCAAGGGGAGCAGUCUAGCCUGAGGUCGAGGUCAGCUCGCCACGCUCGUUCGUCAUUACUUCAGGAAGAUAACUGGCAAUGACGGCCAACAUUCAGUUAGAUCCCUCCAAGCUUCAGCUUGUAGCUGAUCUCGAAAUUGAAAUGAUGUCAGACAUGUACAACCGCAUGACGGCGGCUUGCCAAAAGAAGUGCAUCCCUACAAAGUACCGUGAAGCGGACCUCUCCAAGGGCGAGAGUGUGUGUCUGGACAGGUGCGUGGCCAAGUAUCUGGACAUUCAUGAGCGGAUUGGCAAGAAGCUCACCACAUUGUCCAUGCAGGACGAAGAGCUCAUGAAAAAGAUGCAGGAGCAACAGGGGGCCGCCGCCCAAACCCAUGCCAAGUAGCCCUAGUUACCUAUGUGUCGCUGUUUCAAUUGCGUAUUAUAGCUGAUAGACUAGUUUUUUUUUUUUUUGUUGUUGUUGUUGUCCGCCCAUUGCUAUUAAAGCUUGUGUGGUUCACUCUCUA
Dermacentor andersoni is the source of this 526-nucleotide messenger RNA. NCBI's taxonomy places the organism in Eukaryota, Metazoa, Arthropoda, Arachnida, Ixodida, Ixodidae. The record is from RefSeq and is a predicted model, not a curated record.